AUGGCGCUGCGACUUCGAGACGAACCUGCAUGGAAGACUUUUCUCACGGCAGCUAGUAUUCCGGAUGAAAUCGAGGCUAAAUACGCUACAAUACUAGUCGAAAAUCGAUUAACCGAAGCAACAAUAUCUCAGCUAACUGUAGAACACUUAACGGCAAUAAACAUUACCGUUCUUGGCGACGUUUUAGCAAUUCUUGGUCAUAUCCAGACUGUACUCUCCUCUCCAGCUCUGCAAGCACCGCACGUCGAAAGUACUACGUCUACAGCCGCACAGUUCAAGCCUCCACCUGCCGCCAUCAAGCUUCCUUCAGUGAGUUCUAACAUGACACAUCCUCAGUUUCGAAAGUUCCUCAUUGAUUGGACCGUAUACAAGAAAAUCACUCGCCUACCUACCUCAGAGUUUGCCUCGCAUUUAUACAGCACUUGUGACGAAUCCGUUCAGAAUACACUCAUUAACUCCUUCCCAGAGUUUUUACAGUUGCCUGAGGACCAAAUGCUUAAGACCAUCGAAAGUGUUGUGACGAAACGUGCUAAUCCCGUCGUGCAUCGAAUGAACUUUGGUAAUUUAACACAGCAUGAGUCUGAGUCAAUCCAAGAUUUCUUAGUUCGCAUACGAACUCUCGCUAUUGACUGUGAGUUCUCUUGCCCUACGUGCUCUGUAAACAUUUCAGCAAUGCACAUUAGGGAUCAGUUUAUCCGUGGGCUACACAACGUACAACUUCAGACAGACAUUCUAGCCAAGGCUGGCAACCUCAAGACUAUCGAGGACAUUGUUAAGCAUGCCGAGGCGUUUGAGACUGCCCUUCGUGACCAAUCUCAAUUUCAACACUCUGCUGACGUUCACGCCGCUCGAGCUUCGCCAUAUCGCAAGCAAAAGCGACCGAACUUCCCACCUAACCAAACUUGCAAUGGUUGUGGUAGCAAAGACCAUGGCAUCCCUGGCAUGCCUCCUCGUCAUUCCCAUUGUCCCGCAUGGGGAAAGACAU
Messenger RNA from Paramuricea clavata, 985 nucleotides. The record is from the annotation of a GenBank genome assembly. NCBI's taxonomy places the organism in Eukaryota, Metazoa, Cnidaria, Anthozoa, Malacalcyonacea, Plexauridae.